Messenger RNA from Scaptodrosophila lebanonensis, 4260 nucleotides. RefSeq lists its product as uncharacterized. NCBI's taxonomy places the organism in Eukaryota, Metazoa, Arthropoda, Insecta, Diptera, Drosophilidae. The record is from RefSeq and is a predicted model, not a curated record. The transcript has 5 exons. Bases 3 to 4208 code for a protein of 1401 amino acids. Gene Ontology annotation, molecular function: protein binding.
UAAUGCUGCUGCCUCAAAUCUCAUAUCAACAACCGGAAGAUUUGACCUUCAUGAACCCAAAAAUUUAUUCCGUCUAUGACCAUAUAAUGGGGCAUGCAUCACCCUAUGUGAUAACGAUAGAGGCUUUACGCCCGGAUCUUGAAUUUAUUGUACGUGUCACUACCUCCCGGCAGGAUUUCCUGAUAAACAAAUUGUAUGUCAUCGAGAACGAUAAGCAUAAAAUUUGGAAAAAAUCGGAUAAUAUUCGAGUUGAUUUAAUGUUGGCUGGAAUACAUCGCGAUUAUGACUUGCCCUAUAAGCAGGGAUACAUUUAUAUAGGUAAGCGUGCCUUUUGGAAUACAGGAAGGUUUAUGAUUCGUGUGGAUUUGUUGCCUUAUUCAAAAAAUUUGUCACCGGAUUAUAAGGGCAGGCAAACACUAAUUAAAAUUGAUUCCAAUAAGGGGUGCUACCUUAAUCCAAGAUUUACGGAGUGCUCAGAUCCAACGAGGCCGCUAAUCGUGUCCGUGGCUCAGUUUUAUGAACUUGAGGCACACGUAGACUACUGUCCCAAUACUAAAAUUUCUUUUCGUUGGUUAGCAUAUGAUAUUCUCGGAAACGAAAAACUGAAAGAAUGGGAAGAGUCCAGGGUGCCACUACUUCGAAUAGAACGCUUUGCACUCAAUAUGAGACCAUCGAAUGCGCAUGAAUUCGAUAAGUAUUCGAUAAUGAUACGUGUGAUCGCAGAUAGAGAAGCAGGACACUGCUAUAUAGACUUGGUCCAAGGGGAUGUGAGCGCAGUUAUUGUAGGAGGUAAUGAGCGGGACGUGAAUCGUUACGAAGUCAUAUAUGUCAAUGGCUCCUUAAGCCGUGAAUUGGCUGAAGGCGAAGACUCCAGCAACUUGGACUUCCUUUGGAGUUGUUAUAGUAGUUGCGAUCAAAGUAAUUGGUACUGUCAAAAGAAUAUGAGUUCCGCAAAAAUAAUACGUAUUCCAAGGUAUACGCUGAAGAUGGACUGCAGUUACAAGUACACCCUGGAAGUCUCUAUUGAUAGUAAGUACGCAAGCGCUACUCAGACGCUAAAUGUGGUUAAAUACAGAACAGUGGACUUUUAUAUACUGUGUUUGCGAAACUGUGCCGGCGAUGUUUACCAUCCAAAUGAAAAGGUUGAUCUAUUGGCAGUUUGCCUAGAUUGUGGAGAUGCUAAAAUUGACUAUCAAUGGUCCGUUGAUAACGAGAUAAUGAUUGAGGACGAACGCCUCUAUGUAUUUCUACGAACACCAUUCGAAAGUGUUAUCAUUGAAGUAUCAGGACUGACCCAUGAUUAUCGCACUAAUACGAGAAAACUAGUCCUUAAAAAAAAUUUUGGACCCGUAGGCCCUGGCUGUAGCAUCGAGCCCGAAACAGGUCAAGAGUUUGAUACUAUGUUUAAUGUGCAAUGCCUGAAUUUCAAGACUAACUACAACCCUAAAAGAUUCUUCAUUAUCGCGGCCAAGGUCAUACAGGAGGUAUUCUACUCGGAAAGUAUGAAGCUGUUGUUGCCGGUGGCUAAAUCGAUAACAGUACGAGUUUGUGACUUCUACAAGGCGUGUAAUGAUGUAUCAGUCGAGGUCAACGUAAAGGAGCAGUACAUACCAACUGGUUCCACGACAAAUCAGACGCUGGAAGACUUUCUGUCUUCCGGCUUAACAGAUGUGGCCGUUCUGUUUAAAAGAGGAUAUCGCAACAAAGCCUACAUAAUACUUAAUUCAGCCGCAAGGCGCAUUAAGAGCGUUAAAGAGGCAGCUACUAUCUUGCGCUUUUUUAAUAAUUAUCAGCCGCGCUCUGUCUUGGAACUCGGGAAAUUGGCCAAUGUAACCAAGUCACUGGCCAUCUCUUUGAAUCCCAUCAGUGAUGACGGUGUCCGUGUGCUGACAAAAGCCGUGGAGUCCAUAAAUCAUAUAUUUGCAGAAAUUACAGAAAAUGGCGAGAUAGACAAUUUACGUGAAUAUCCAUUUCGCAAUGUUACGGUCAGAUGCAUUCUUAUUCAACGUAUGUUCCAAAAUCUUACGGACAAGUUACCUCCGCCACCUCAGUUCAUUGUUGAUAUGGUCAAGCCGCAUGCGAAGCUUACAUCGGAACAUAUAGCCAAGGUACGCAAGGAGAUAAAACAAAUACCAGAAAAGGAUGUGAGACUUAACACUGAAAUGUGGUUGAAUGCCACAUACAAUGCGAAUAGACUGUAUAACUAUCUGUUCUUCACUAAUGAGAUGGGUCUAGGACUUGACGAUGAUGAUGGUCAGACCAUUUCGAUAGGCGUUGCCAUGGACGUGGAAUGUGUUGAAACAUAUAAAGAGUAUAUUCUCAAAUCAUACGAUCACAUCAAUAAGGUGACUUUUUCAGUGGGACUUUUGGAAGAGUUGUCAGAUAAAUUGAAUAGUAAUCAUUUCGUUUGCGUCCGUAUGGUAUCUAUAGUCCGUAACCUGAACUGGUGGUACCCGGAUGAGCGGCAACCAAGUGCGCGUUUGCUGAAGGUGCGCGCUUUUACCAAUUCCUCGGAACUAAUUGGAACACACAAGCUGAAUAACAAGAUUGAGUAUAUUACACUUAUUGGUAAAUACAAGCCGAUUGAACGUCCUCCAGAUAUACUUUCAAGGAAUAGCCGCCCUACAUUGGUUUACCGUAAAUCCAAUGAAUUCAUUAUUAGUGAAUCAGAAUUGGAAUUCAAUAGAUCCAAGACUCCUGUAUCAUCAAUUGCCAUGCCAAACCGCCGUAAGCCUGCCCGUCCACAUCUAGGACCCUCAUUUCGUAUUGUCGAUGAACACUCGGCUGACCGAGUCUCUACGGAAGGUAUCUUCGAAAAUAUGGUUCUACACGACCAGCUCACUUCAGUUAGGGACUAUAAGAUCUAUCGCGUGAACAUUGAGGCCCAAGGGCUGUUGGCCGUGCGCUUCGUGAAUACAACUCACGAUGUGGUGGUAAAGUUGCAGACCGUGAAUCAACCUUUCCGUGACGAAAUUAAAACAUCAUCGUGCAUUGUCUACGCCAAUGAAACGGAUCGCAUUAUGCUACUUCGUAACCCAUGCCCCAAAGCAGUUAAAGCCUAUAUGGGCUUGGCUUUAGCCACCAACGAUAGUCAUGAUUUGGUGAACGGUUCGGCUGAGAUAUAUUUCCUUUUUCAGCUCCGCGACUGCGACUAUUGGAUGUACAAUGAUCCAGUUGAUCCGCAUUGGUCCCAGUAUGGCUGCCUGCCAGCCAUGGAACUUGAUAUUCAUACUGGAAUAAUUUGCAUAUGCGAAUACCUAAGCACAUAUACAGCCUAUGUGUACAAUGUACCCAUUAUACCAGUGCCCAUAAAUCAUUCGACGGAUUUUCUAAACAGGAAUAUUUACAUUGCGAUCUUCAGUUGUUUCUGGUUGUCAUUAAUAUUACUUAUAUUGUUUGUGUGGUGCUGUAGCAAAAGGCUUAUUGCGCUAGAAUGCUCAAGGCCGGAUGAUGAGGUGGAACAACAACUUUUUGAAGGCAACGAGGAACAUAUGUUUCUUAUUCAUCUAAAAACGGGAGGAGGUGAAAAUAGCGGUACCACGGCCAAUGUUCAGAUACGAUUUGUGCAGCCAACGCAUGAACAGGUUUGCUACACCAUAUCCCAGGAUCCUACGCGACCCAAGCUUCGCACAAAUACCACACAUACAUUGAUUUUAAGAUCGCGCAUCAUACGUUUACCCACUCAGCUGCAAAUUAAUCAUGACGGUGGUGGACGUUACUCCUCCUGGUACCUUAGCAGUGUGGUUGUACAGGACGUAACGACCCAGACAACGCAGGCAUUCAAAAUCCAUUUGUGGUUGCGGACGCACAACACAGUUGUAUCACGUGGCAAAAUAAUUGACAAACAAGACAGAUUCGUGGGAAGAUGGUGCUAUCGUUUCAAGCGCAGCAUGGAGCGCAAUUGCACCAAUUGGUUCGGAGUUCAACCAGUUAUAGGCAGCUGGCGUUGGCAUCUCGGCAACCGCUGUUUCUCGCGCUUUGAGCGCGUCUGCAUCUUUGUUAACAAGCUAGGCGUAACAGUUUGCAUCAUUGUCCUCUAUUUUGGCAAAGAUAGCGAACAUAACCGGGAGAUGUUAUUUCGAAAGACACGUGGAAAGAUGUUGCUGCCUAUUAUUGAGAUAAUCUACCUAUCCUGUGUGUGCUACCUUGCCAGUUGUAUAGUUCAGUUUUUCUAUGAAAUUUUGCUUGUCAAAAUUGCAAGACUGUAAACCGGGUUAACAAAUUCUGUAUUUCUGUUUCAAUAAAAUUGUGUCACCACAA